AUGGCUUUCAAGGAGAAAGUGGCGCUUGUAAUACUUAUAAUAAUUUUCAAAUUACACGACUUAAACACGGCAACACUCAGCGAUCGCUAUAAAACCGCUAUCAGUGAUAUCACCAACAGCAACAAUAGCAACAACAGCAGCAGAAGUAGCGGUAGCGGCAGCAACCACAACAACAUAAACAACAAUGGUAGCUUUAAUGUAGUGCACGAGUAUUAUAAUAAUAACAACAACAACAGCGAAAUAAAAGAAAUAAUUGAUAACGCAGCUCAAUCGGCAGACAUAAGACCAAUAACACCAGCUACAAAUACCACAAAUGAUAGGCAAAUAAACAAUAAGUAUUUGCUGCCACUUGCAAACAGUAGCAGCAAUGAAGAUUUUGUGGUAUUUGAUGCAGCUGAUAACGCUAAACUACCAACGCAGACAAAAGCGUUUUACGAUAAUGACAGGAAUGAUAGCAGCCCCGACAGCUAUGGUAGCGGGAGCAACUUUCUUAGCAAAAAUUUCAGCAAAAACGUCGAUAAUGGAGACUUUGUAAAUAAUCAGCAUUAUAAUGUGGCAAUGCAGUUUCGUACAGUCGAUCAACAGCAGAGUAAUUUGACUACAGAAUUCUUUAACUCCUCAGAACCACCAACAAACACAGCUGAGAACGCAGGGGAAUACUAUCAAUACAAUUUAAUAGAAAAUAAUAACAAAGAGAAAGAAGUCGGCCAUGUUCAUACUAAUAACAAUUUGGAAGGACCUGGAAUGGGCGAGGGCCCUUUACAUCCAUUUGAAGGUCCGCCAGCGGAGAUUGGGAUGGGCCCAAAAAAUAUAUUUAAUGAUUGGAUGGAGAAUCCCCUUGAAGUCGAAAAAUUUGUGCGAGAAUACAGAACCGAAUUGGAUAACCAGUGCGCAAUGGAUGUAAUGAAGAGUGCAAUACUGUGGUGGGCCUUUGGAAAUGGUACACUGAAUUUUGAGACGGUCAAUGAUAAAAGUAGCAAUCACAUAGAUAUCUCCUAUCGCAACUUAACCGAUGACGAAAAACUCUUCAACACAACUUUGGAAAGGCAGACCAGAAUAGGCCGUGAUGUCGUUUUCUUUUCAGCAGCAUACAAUAAUCUAUCACAAAUUCCUUAUCGAACGUUAGCGACAAUGAAUAGAACUUUGCGGUUUCUAAUGUUGAAAGGCAACUCCUUCUCAAGUUUUAAAGAGGACGAUCAAAACGAUGAAGAAAGUAUCGAUUGGGCCACUUUUCCGAGGAUUUCUUACCUAACCGAGCUGGACAUUAGCUACUGCAACAUCGAGUAUAUAGCACUUAAUGUCUUUGAGAACAUCACUGGACUGAUCAAACUUUUCAUGUCGCAUAAUAGAAUACAUACAAUACCAGAUGGCGCUUUCCAACUACUACCCAAUCUCGAGUAUAUUGAUUUGUCCUUCACCAAUUUACUCCAACCCGACUAUGAAUUACCCAGGCUCAAUACUGUUCGGAAGUCUGGUCUCUAUUUAUCAGUGGGUACUUUCAAAAAUCUAAAUAAACUGAUUUAUCUGGAUUUAUCGCACACAAAGUUGACACACAGCAGUGCGAUUGCCUUCAGACAGCUGAGCCAAAGCGUAAAGUACAUGAGUUUGUGUUAUACAUCCCUUCCGAUGGUUAGCAAUGCAUUAUUCAAUAAUACAAAUCUUAUUGGCCUCGAUUUGUCCGGCAAUCAUUUCGGACCGCUCAACAUCAUCGAAGAUUACUUCGUGCCCAUUGCGGACACCCUGAAAUAUUUAUUCUUUGAAAAUUCAGAUCUUAAACAAUUGGAUUGGCUGAAGCAUCUCAAAAACUUGAAAAUACUUGAUUUAGCCAGUAACAACAUCAAUUCGUUAUCCUCUGAUUAUUUUUCUUCGUUGAAAUACUUACAAGCGCUUGAUUUGAGCUGGAAUAACAUCGGCAAUUGGUACGAACAAGUAUUCGCAAAUAACACCGAGCUGCGUAUGCUCGAACUGAACAACAACAAUAUAAACAUCAUUAAUUAUGAAAUGCUGAAGGAUUUCAUGUCUCUCGACUAUCUUAGUCUCGGUAAGAAUGAUUUCAUAUGCGACUGUCUAUUGCCCGAUUUGGUAGAAGUAGCGGCGAUGAACAGCAAAAAGGCUAUGUGCCUGCGAGUGUUACAGAAAGAUGAGCCAAAUCUGAACGAGGCUGACUUAAAGUUUACGUUCACAUCAUUUGAUGACCUCAUACCAUCACUCCUAACGCAGCAUUACAUUAAAAACUUGGAAUGGAAUUCAAUGCUACGUUCCAUAGUCAAUCAAACGGAUGCAUGCCCCUUAGCAAACUUAACUUACAGCCAAAUGAAUAAGUCGAUACCGAAAUUCCAAUUGGUCGACUAUGACGACGAUCAAUAUUGGUGUUUCAAUAGGACUAUUCGUAUGCAAUUCGACCAACUCGAUUGCCCACUUACCUCCUUUGAUCAGAUUAUUACUGAGAAUAUAAGCAAGUUAACACAAAUUCUUUUGGCUUCCAUCUUCUCGAUUGUGGGUGUAACGUUGCUGAUAGUGUUCUUAUACCUAAAGCGUUGGCAUGUCUACUACUACUACUCAUCGCUGAAGUCCGCAGCGCUCUUGGCUAUGGCUACCAAGGAUCAGGUGAACAAAUUCAAUGCGCUGACCGAAAGCGAUCCCAGCAUGAUUUAUGACAUUUUCAUAAGUUACUGCCAGAGCGAUCGCAAUUGGGUGCUGGAAGAACUAAUACCGAAUGUAGAGGAGGCGGGUAAUAUAUCGAUAUGUUUACACGAACGAGAUUUUCAGAUAGGGGUCGCCAUACUUGAAAAUAUUAUAUCCUGUAUGGAUCGCUCGCGUGCUCUAAUGUUGAUUAUAUCCUCAAACUUUCUUCUCAGCCACUGGUGUCAAUUCGAGAUGCAUUUAGCGCAGCAUCGCAUAUUCGAGUUGAGCAAAGAACAUUUAAUUAUCGUAUUUCUUGAGGAUAUACCACGCAACAAACGCCCUAAGGCCCUGCAAUAUCUGAUGGAAGUGAAAACAUACAUUAAAUGGCCCGGUGUCAAGGGUAGUGCAAUUAAACCGGAAGAGCGUAAAUAUUUUUGGAAACGUUUGCAACGUUCUUUGGAUCACAUUGGCAGUUCUGCAACAUAUUCGGAUGCCUGAUUGGGAAGUGGAUUGGAGGAGAGUUGAUAACACCAGAAAAUAGUAUAAAAGCGCAAAUUUAAGCUUAAUAAACGUGGGCUGGAAUACGUCUAACUAAUCAAAAGAUUAUCAAAGCAAAGCUAAGCACAAGUACCUGAUAGCAGUUAUUAUUCUUAAAUAUUUAUGAUAGUAUAACUCUUUUGAUAUUUGUUGUAGUUAAAUUAUACAUAGUUAUUUGUAAGCUGAAAGUAGUGAAU
Anastrepha obliqua is the source of this 3359-nucleotide messenger RNA. RefSeq names its product toll-like receptor 3 (gene Toll-9). Gene Ontology annotation, cellular component: membrane. Bases 1 to 3123 code for a protein of 1040 amino acids. Gene Ontology annotation, molecular function: transmembrane signaling receptor activity; protein binding. The transcript has 5 exons. Gene Ontology annotation, biological process: inflammatory response; toll-like receptor signaling pathway; immune response. NCBI's taxonomy places the organism in Eukaryota, Metazoa, Arthropoda, Insecta, Diptera, Tephritidae. The record is from RefSeq and is a predicted model, not a curated record.